Messenger RNA from Aplosporella prunicola CBS 121167, 957 nucleotides. RefSeq lists its product as uncharacterized. Gene Ontology annotation, molecular function: methyltransferase activity. NCBI's taxonomy places the organism in Eukaryota, Fungi, Ascomycota, Dothideomycetes, Botryosphaeriales, Aplosporellaceae. The coding region runs from base 1 to 957 and encodes 318 amino acids. The transcript is spliced from 3 exons. The record is from RefSeq and is a predicted model, not a curated record.
AUGACAUCCACCCCCUCAUCACCCUCAGCAUCAACAAACACAUCCCUAACCUCCCUCUCCGCAACCCACGCCCACGUCUUCGAUCUCGGCCGCCGCUACCACGCCUACCGCGAGGGCGCCUACCCCCUGCCCGACGACGCGCAGGAGCAGCAGAGGCUCGAGCUGCUGCAUGCUGUGUUCUUGUCUGCUGCUGGCGGAAAACUGCUGCAUGCCCCCCUCCCCCCACCAGCCGCUCGGGGCCCACGAGUCCUAGACCUGGGCACAGGCACCGGCGCGUGGGCCAUCGCGCUCGGCGAAGCGCGCCCGGAUAUCAGUGUCCUAGGCUGCGAUCUCAGCCCGAUACAGCCGCGGUGGGUGCCGCGGAACGUGGGCUUCGAGGUUGAUGACUGCGAGAGCGCGUGGGCGUACGGGGAGGAGAAGUUCGACCUCAUCCACGUCCGCUGCCUCGGCGGCGGGAUAGGCGACUGGCCGCGCCUGCUGGGGCAGGCGUGUGCGCAUUUGGAGCCUGGGACGGGCUGGAUCGAGUGCCAGGAGCUGGAGAUGAGCACACAGAGCGCCGCCGCAGCCGCAGCACGCGCCUACCCCGCCCUCGCAUCCUGGCAGCGCCUACUAAGAGCGGCAUCCAUCAGCGCAGGCAGGGAAUGGGACGCCGCGCCCCGCCUCGCGCGGUGGGUGCGGGACGCCGGGUUCGUGGAUGUGAGGCAGGAGAUCCGCUCUGUGCCGCUGGGCCCCCACCACCCCUCCCCCGCGCUCAAGACGCUCGGCCAGCAGGCCCUGGCGCUGAUACACGAGAGCUUGGAGGCGUACUCGCUUGCGCUGUUUUGCCGGGAGCUGGGCUGGUCAAGGGAGGAAGUGGGUGCGUUGGUGGGGGGGUUGAGGGGGGAGUUGAGCCGCGCGGAGGCGGACGGGGGGGUCUAUGUUCGGGCGUGGUUUGUUUGGGGGCGGAGGGGUGCGUAG